Carassius auratus (goldfish) is the source of this 5047-nucleotide messenger RNA. Its product is annotated as dual specificity tyrosine-phosphorylation-regulated kinase 2-like. Bases 807 to 2507 code for a protein of 566 amino acids. Lineage: Eukaryota; Metazoa; Chordata; Actinopteri; Cypriniformes; Cyprinidae. Gene Ontology annotation, biological process: cytoplasmic stress granule disassembly; positive regulation of cell cycle G2/M phase transition; peptidyl-threonine phosphorylation. Gene Ontology annotation, molecular function: protein serine/threonine/tyrosine kinase activity; ATP binding; protein serine/threonine kinase activity. The transcript is spliced from 3 exons. Gene Ontology annotation, cellular component: cytoskeleton; cytoplasm; nucleus. The record is from RefSeq and is a predicted model, not a curated record.
CCCUCUUUGAUGACGUCGCGCUGGCGAAGCCAAAUAAGCUCUUAGCAACAAGCUAAGAAACCAUUACUGGCAUUACGGGACGGAACGCGCAUCCAAAACACUCAGACCUUUCGUGAGAACACUUAUUUGACAUGUCGGAAAGUGUUUGGAAGGGAUUAUGACUUCAUUUGACCUUUCUUGUUUUUAUAAUGAAAGCAAGUUAGGUUUGUACUAUCCGGGAAAGAGAAAACGCUAGCCUAAGCUUGAGCUGCCCUCUGCACCGUGUGCUCUGGCUGGGAUGACUCUUCUGUUCAAACUAACAACACGAAAGUCAAGAGAGGGCAAUAGUCGAGGUGGUCGAUAUCGGUUUAAUGUUUGGACUCAGUCUCAUUAUGCUUUAGGGAGACCGUUUGUUUUGACGGAAACGUGUUUGUGUCCUCUUCAACUUUGAUUCUUCAUCAUCAUCAUCAUCGUCGAGAACGAGCCCUUCUCAUCCACCAAUAUUUGGGUUCCUCUGGUGCAUUUGUGAAUUUAUGCAAAUCUAGUUCCAGUAUCUAUUAGUUGGGACCUUCGUUUUUGAAAUACAGAUACAUCUGUUACUUCUCCAGACUUGCAGUACAGGUGGUCAAAUUGAUAAGCCUCGUGAAAACAGCUUAAAGGGGAUCAUGCCUGAACCCUGCAGCACUGUGAAGUCUCUGAACAUCUGACACGCUUCUCCUCGGAAAUGAGACUAGACGGACACUGAAUUUCAGUUUUGGAUGGAUCUUGCUUUAGUGAAAACAUUUUUCAGAGGAAAAAUAAAUAUUUGAUGUUGACUGCAUGCAACCAUGAUGAUACUAAGCAGAAAACCAGAUGGCCCCAUAACUGCAGCUCGCCUUGGGUAUGACUCCUACAUGCGCCCUGAUCACAUUGUGAACCAGGACACUGAUGUGAAUGGGCAGAGUCCCUCUGGACUGCCUCCUCUCCCAAAACAUUCCGGUGUCAACAAGCCUGCUAUGAAGGAUCACCUAGCAGUCCGGAGAGGACAGAAAGUGAAGUAUUUUUACGAGGACACCUACAACCGCAAACUCAAUGGUGUGAGCCAGCACAAUGGCACAAGCCAAGUACCUGCGAAGCCACAACCUGCAAUCUCUAAAGACAGAAGCGUGGACAGCAACAGCUCUCUUAAGUCAUCUGAGAGCUCAACAAAAGUCUCAAAGCUUGGCAGCCCAAUGACCCCAGAACAAGCUAUCAGGCAAUACCGGCAACAAUUGACUACCUUGGAGCAGCAGGAGAUCCACAACUAUCCUGAGAUCUAUUUCCUGGGACCAAAUGCCAAGAAGAGGCAGGCAGUAGCUGGGGGCACCAACAAUAGUGGAUAUGACGAUGACCAGGGAGGAUACAUCCACGUACCUCAGGACCACCUUGCCUAUCGCUACGAGUUCCUCAAGGUGAUUGGCAAAGGUAGUUUUGGACAGGUGGCAAAAGUUUACGACCACAAGUUACAGCAGCACCUCGCCUUGAAGAUGGUGCGCAACGAGAAACGCUUCCACCGGCAAGCUGCUGAGGAGAUACGUAUUCUGGAGCACCUGAAGAAGCAAGACAAGACAGGCAGCAUGAACGUUGUCCACAUGUUGGAGAAUUUCACCUUUCGCAAUCACAUAUGUAUGACUUUCGAGCUGCUUAGCAUGAACCUGUAUGAGCUCAUCAAACGCAACAAGUUUCAGGGUUUCAGUCUCCCACUGGUACGCAAGUUUGCACACUCUAUUCUCCAAUGCCUGGAAUCACUCCAUCGCCAUAAGAUCAUCCACUGUGACCUGAAACCAGAGAAUAUCUUACUGAAGCAGCAAGGCAGGAGUGGGAUCAAGGUCAUUGACUUUGGCUCCAGCUGUUUCGAUCACCAGCGUGUAUACACAUACAUCCAAUCCCGCUUCUACCGUGCACCCGAAGUCAUCUUGGGAUCGCGAUAUGGUAUGCCUAUAGACAUGUGGAGCUUUGGUUGCAUUCUGGCAGAGCUGCUUACUGGAUACCCUCUGUUUCCUGGUGAAGAUGAAGGUGACCAGCUGGCCUGCAUGAUGGAGCUAGUGGGUAUACCAUCUCAGAAAUUGCUGGAACAAGCCAAGCGUGCCAAGAACUUUAUCAACUCCAAAGGCCACCCACGCUACUGCACGGUCAGCACACUUAGUAAUGGCACUGUCAUCCUCAAUGGAAGCCGUUCCCGCCGAGGAAAAUUGCGAGGUCCCCCAGGAAGCAAGGAGUGGGCGGCCGCCCUCAAAGGCUGUGAUGAUGCCAUGUUCAUUGACUUUCUGAAGAAGUGUCUGGAUUGGGACCCUAGUACUCGAAUGACACCAGUUCAGGCCUUAAGACACCCCUGGCUCUACAAGAGACUGCCUAAGCCUGCACCUGGUGGCGAGAAGUCCGUGGUGCCCAAACGGAUCACAGAGCACAGCACCUCUUUCCCUAAUGUCAGCUCCAAGGUACCCUAUGUCAUGGGCUCAACCAACAACAAACUCCGGACCACGAUAAUGCUGCCGAAGCUUGUUUCAUAGAGAUUCCUUAGCUUUUCAGGGAUAAAGACACAUGUAGCAGUUUAUAGAAGUGGAUUUUUUUUUCUUCGUUUUGGUUAUUUUUACUAAAUGAGUGUCAAAAAACAUACAGAUUCAAUUUUUAAUGAAGUUUAACAAGCAAAAACAAUUUUAUACAUCUAUACUGUGUUUUUAUCAAAUGGCCUUCAGAGUGUAAAAUUCUAAAUUGACAUCAGGGCUGUUUUUUUACACCUUGGUCUUGAAAUGAGUGCUGUUUAUUGGAGUGGGUGAAUUUUUUUUUAUGCUGACCGCUCAUCCUGUUCUUUCUAAAGUUUACACUACUUUUGCUCAGACAAACAUACAACUUUUGCAUCUCUAAGGGCUGCUUUGCAUUUAUAUGACUCCUAAUAUACUUUUUUUUGAGGGCUUAGAGUGGAUGUUUGCAGUUGUAGGUCAAACGUCUGACUAAUCUUCAUUUAAAACAAAUUGAAAAUGUCUGUUGGGUGUUUUAAAGCCCAUGUUAUCAUCUUAAAAAUUGAUCUAAUUCAGAGGAGCACAUUUCUUACUUUAACAGUAUCACUUGCAUCCCAAUGAGAGGUCAAACUCUAAGCUAUUUCUCUCCACAGCUCUUUAUUUUUUGAGAUGUUGUUGCUUUAAGUUAAGUUACGCUAGAACAAGAUGAAGAAAGUUAGAUUUGUUGGUAAGCAGUAGAGUAACGCAAGUCACAAUGCUGUUUGAUGGCCAUGGCCAUUCCUGGGAGGUAUUGGGAAUGCUUUUGGGAGUGCUUUUUUGGAAGAUAUUGGUCAGGUUUCACUUGAAGGCAACAGGCAGUAUCACAUGUUUGGCUGUACAUGGUGGUAUGUAUUUCUCCGAAGCUGCUGGUGGGGGAAGGGAAUUGUUGGCAAUAUUUUCUGAUUGAUACCAAACAGCUAGUGUAAGGACUUCAUACACAUAUUCAAAUUACUAGCUAACAAAUAGGUUGAUUACAGGCUUCCUCCAGGAUUCGAUUAGUCCUAUGAAAAAUUUGUCCAGUAGUUUUUAAUGUUUAAUUUUUGUUUGUUUGCAACUACAGCAACUAUUCUUGUCAUUCAUACUGUGAGGGAAGAUAUGAAAAAAAAGCAGCCUGACGAGAUAAUACGGGGUAUUUCCCCUCCCCCAGAGCUCAGCUUCAAUACAUAGUGAUUAUUUUCCAUUGACUGGUUGAUUGUGUGGUCUGAAAUAUCUCUACACAGAGACCUAUUUUGUUCCCUUCUGUUAGGUUUACAGGAGAAUCUUGUUUUUUUUUUUAUACAGUUGAGCACGUUCACCCACCCACAAUGACGCUGGUCAGUGUCUGCACUUUGAGUACUUGUCCAUGUGAAACCCAUUAUUAGGACAAACGAUAUAUGCAUUUGCUUGUUAGGUACGUUGUUGUAUUAUCUAAUGUACACGUUUUGUGACACUGCCUCACUCUUUCUAGCUGUGAAUUGGACACUUAAUGUUUAGAAGCUAAUUGUUGCAAGGUAGGACACUAAUCUGCUAAAGGACUGUGAAAAUGAACUGCGCUUAACCCAUUGGCCCUGACAGGUGAGUGCAAAGCAUCUGUUUGCUACUUGGACCAAGUGGACACCAGGCAAGUAGUUGUGAAAGUCCCCAUUAUUGGAAAAACAUCAUUGCCUUUUCACAACUCUUUCUCAGGUUUUAACCUUUGCGAUUUAAUAGAGAUUUAUAUAGGAUUCCACACACUUAGCGGGUGUAAGGAUGAUGCUUUGGCACUCAAUAAUGCUAGGUUUCAGAAAAACUUUAUAGCUUCAGAGAUGUAGGUGCUAUAAAUAAGACUAUGAACUUUCGGUCCUCUGGUCUAUGGUGUCUUUGUCCAAUCAUAAUUUUUGGGUUCAUAUGUGGUGUCCUGCAAAGUUAAAGUUGCUCUAUGUGUUCUUGGAAUACAUCAGGGAAAAGAGUCCAGGCAAAAGUGGUUUUAGGGUUUUUUUAAUCUCUUUUCUUGCUUGUGAAAUCCAUCUUGUAUGCUCUUGAGAGGUCUCUACUGCACCAAUGAUAGCAUCUUGCUCCACAUCUUCCUACUUGGCUUCAGCAUUCCUGCCUUUUUGUGUUAUCUUGAAUUUGCGUUAUCCACCAAAACACCCUUUCACUUGGCUGUCUCUGUGGUUUGUCUGGGUGUGAACCCCUCACUUUUGGGGGAACCUAGUCUUGUGCCUUUAACUGAACAGACUUGACUAAAUCAGCACUAAGCACAGGAUGACUAAUGUUUCUCUUCCAGCUUUAAUGGUCAGGUUUUUGUAUUGCUUUUAUUUCACCCCUUUAUAGAGUUUUUACUGUUAGCCGUGUUUUAAAGAGAAGUGAAAGAGAUAAUCAUGUAAGUUCCUUUAAACUGUCUGUUUUCUGUUGGCCAUGUGGUUCAGAGCAUGAUAAUCACAGAAUGCAUGAAAAUAAGUGAUAAAAUGAAACCAGAGUAAAUGACAUGAUUUAAAUAAUGACAGUGUGUGUGUAAGUAACCAAAUGAGCUUGUAUUAGUUUCUUUUUUUUUUAAGAAAAAAAAAAGAUAAAUAAAAUCAACAUUACCAAGC